AUGCCAUCUUGUGGUCAUUCUCAUAGCCAUGGUCAUUCCCAUGGACCACCUCCUAUUCCAACAAAUAGCUCACAAUCUAUCAACGACAGGGUUAGUCUUUCCAAACUUGCGGGUCUAAACAUGGCAAACCCACCUAGUGAUCUACAGGCUCUAUUCAAAACCAGAGAAACAAAGAAUUCACUAAGACCGGCAAUCAGAAGCGACGCGGACAACCAGCUGAUUCUGAAAGUUCCUUUUGAUGGAAUUGUGAAGCUUUACUCUAUCAUCUUGAGAACCAACGGUCAGCCGGACCAUUGUCCUUCUACGAUCAAACUGUUUAAGAACAAUGAUGCUCUGGAUUUUGACACUAUUGGAUCAGUUCAUCCCACCUCAACUUUGAGUCACCCUCUUGUGGGUCAUUUGGAGGACUUGUCGGCCAUUUCCAGAGAUGAUGAGCUUGUGGACGAGACUGAAGACCAGUUUGUGGAGCAUUAUCUUCCAAGAAACCAGUUCAAUGGCACUACGAGUCUCACGUUGUUCUUUGAGGAUACUCAUUCCCACGAUGAGGAUGAGCCUGUGAUCAUUUACUCCGUAGAGCUGAGGGGUGAGUUUGCGGAGCUGACCAGGGAUCCAGUCAUAACGUUGUAUGAAUCAGCAGCCAAUCCUGCUGAUCACAAGCUGCCCUUAUCCCAGCAGAACUUGAACAGUCAGGGAUUUGAUUGA
This is a messenger RNA of Kuraishia capsulata CBS 1993, 702 nucleotides long. RefSeq lists its product as uncharacterized. Gene Ontology annotation, cellular component: nucleus. The coding region runs from base 1 to 702 and encodes 233 amino acids. The record is from RefSeq and is a predicted model, not a curated record. Lineage: Eukaryota; Fungi; Ascomycota; Pichiomycetes; Pichiales; Pichiaceae. The transcript has a single exon.